Rhipicephalus microplus (southern cattle tick) is the source of this 3200-nucleotide messenger RNA. RefSeq lists its product as uncharacterized. NCBI's taxonomy places the organism in Eukaryota, Metazoa, Arthropoda, Arachnida, Ixodida, Ixodidae. Gene Ontology annotation, cellular component: nucleus. The record is from RefSeq and is a predicted model, not a curated record. Gene Ontology annotation, biological process: regulation of gene expression.
AUGGCUGUUUUUUUUUUUUUUUUUGCAGUGCGCAAGACGAAUUUGCCUGCACGAUUUGAGCAUUUCGACCUUGAUGAUGACUCCGGUGAUGCAUUGGACGUUACUGUCGAAGAAUGUGCCAGUGCUGCAACAGCGCAAGAUGUAGCGGGAGUUAAUGUCAGCACUCCCGGACCAUCGCGAGCCGCCGUGCGCAAAGGUGUGAGGGGGAGGUUCCCCUGCAAGAAGUGUGGCCGUCGUUUUGACUCCUUGCUGAGGAGGACGAAACACCAGUUGACACACACAGGAUCGGCAAGAGGUGCCACAACCCUAGAGUGCAGCGAAUGCAAACGGAAAUUCUCCAGCAGGCUCACGCUGGCUGAGCAUCAGGCAUGGCACGAGAACCGGAUGCUGUACUCGUGCCCCAUCUGCGGACGGCAGUUCCGUCAGAACGCUGGUCUGUGGCGCCACCAGAUGACGCACAACCGGGACGUCCAAAAGCGGCGCUACCCUUGCCCCAGGUGUGGCCAAGACUUUGCCAGACCGGGCUAUCUGAAAGAGCACCUGGCCUCCCACGAAGAGUCGCACAGGAGCCGCUUCGCAUGUGAUGUUUGCCAGCGGACUUUCUUCCAGAGGUGUGAUCUGAGCCGCCACCGGAAGACGCAUGACGGUAAGCAGCAGUUCGAGUGCGCCAUCUGCAAACGAGGUUUCUCGAGCCUGGCAAGCCAGAGACGGCACGAGAAAGAACACGACCCAGCACGGAAGGCACCCUGCCCUGAGUGUGGAGCAACAUUCACGCGCCCCUGCCAGCUGAAGGUGCACAUCGCGAAAUACCACGGCGACGCGAUGCUUUUGAAACCACUAGUGCCGAAAAAAAGACCGGGCCAGUCCACAGGUGCACUUAGAAUGGAAAGAAAGCUUCUGUCACAACAUUGCGACAACAGUGCUGCGCUACAGAGAAUAGACGGUAACACCACAGACGGUCUGCCGACUCAAGCCAAAGGCAUGAAAUAUUCUCUUCUGAGGGAAAAAUUGACAACUCCGGUUGAUGUAGCACCCAUGAGCAUUUUACAGAUCUGCAGCAGCUCUGAACUGAAUAGAAACCCUGGGCAGCUUCAAGAGCAGCAUUCAAUAUGUGGCAGCACAGCAACUGAGUUCGGUGCUAGCUGUGCACUUUCAAGUAAUGUAACAGCACAGUCCAAAGAGCCAACAGAGCAAACGCCGACGGGUAUGGGAAGGUUGGCAAUACUGCGAGGUAGUGGUUCUGCAGUUUCAGAGGCGGCAGACCUGGCGGACAAGCUUCAGUGCUCGCUCAAGGAACUGCCAAUAGAGGGAAUUCAAGGCGACCUCCGUGCCGAGUCUGGGACUAACUUUGUGGACCAUCCUGACUUUCAGAGCCAGGCUUAUUACGAUUGGCUGUCACGCUUCACGUCCACCUGUAACCUUGCUGCGGUGCCUCUAGACACGGAGAUGUUAAAGAAGGUGAACCAAGUGCUCAAGGCCGUCAGCGACGCACUCGCGACGCCGUUGGGUGCGCUCGCCUGUCGUGAGAACUUCACGGCCUUGCUUGGCAUUCGGGAGGACCUUUAUAGAACUGUUAGAAGCCACCUCGACUAUGUGCUCGGAACUUUGAAACCAUCAUGGUCAUCACAUUUUUGAAUUAACGUGAUAGGCAAGGUUCGCAGUGCAGUUGAAAAGCCACCGGUAAUCUCUUCGUGUUAUACUCCAUUAUUGAGUAUAAAUAAUUAACUCAUUCAGUAAAUGCUAUUCUAAUUUAAAAGGUGUCAUUUAGGUGAGCAAUUAUUGAGUUUUACUCUUGACAUCUUCUUAGGGGGGGGACACGGGUCUUAAAAGGCCGAAAAUCGCGAAAAAACUGACUUUUUGGAGUUGGCAUUUUCGGAAUCUGCAACUAUUUUUGCACCUAUCUGAGAAGUUUCAAGCUUCUAGAGUCAUUAUUUCUGGCACAAGAUCAAUUUAUAACAUCCCUGUGAGAUGAAUCUGAGGUCAAAUAGACGCUAAAGUCGCGCUUUUUCCACUCCGAACCAUUGCCGUUACACAUGAGCUAUCGUAGUCAUCUUGGUCUCGUUUGGAAGGGUCGUUCGUCAUCUUCGAUUUCCCGCCACCAGUGGCUCGCCUUGCUCAUUAGUUUUUCAGCAAAAACGCGUCAUCGAGAAGCACUACCGCGCAAUUCUAUUGGCUGCUUGGGGCACGUGACAAAACCUAGGCACCCCAUUGGCCAAGUGGCGUUUCCGGCGUCUGCUUUUUAAUUGUGACGCGCACGGACAUGCGCCAUUUUGUCAUGGUGCUGUCGACUGCCUGCCGCAAUAAAGGAGUUCCUCGCCGCACUAAUUUGUGAAGCAGUGUGGCAUUCGUUCGUUCGCUGUGAACCUCAGAAAGAGCCCCGCAAUGACAGGGAGGAUAGCAAACUCGCGGCGUUCAACGGCGGUCGCCGAGUCACCAGUGCAGGUCUAACUGACGUACGAGCCUGUCGGUUGUCGACAACGUCGCUGAAAGCGGCAGUGUUUUGGAGCUUCAACAGUUACAGGACGGCAAGUAAAAAAGCAGAAGUGAAGCUACGAAAGAUAGCAAUCUUUGCAACGAUGGAACAGAAGCGCAGUCUUAACGCUAAACGCGCCGAUGCCGCGAGUACCCCCGUCUAACGUGAACUGCGUGACGGGACGUCAGAGUGGAGUUAGCCGCGCGUCGGCAAAAAACAAAAAAAUCAAUCCGUUUACGGUGAACAUGGUCGCCGCACUCGCAAUGAAGGCUACUGGCAACAGGUAGACUGCUUGUAACGACGCGUCUGCAACUAUGAACAUAUUGCGCCACGGCCUCCACUCGAAAAAGUGGCAAUUUUGCGUGAAAAGGAAACUAACAUCUCGCUGCUCUUGGAGCCUUGAAAUUGAUAAGCGAGUGCACGAGUUUGGUCUGCGACAUCAACAACUCAAUCUGGACAAGCCAGAAAGUCGCUUUAUUAUACGACGGAUCACGGAUUACGUGCGCACAUUCGUCGCACAUAGGCGUCACCGAACUGAUAAGUGGCCUAGUCGGCAGACGAGCACACGGCGACCGCAUCAGCUCGCGAAAAACAUGCAGCAGGCAUUUAAAAAACGCCAUUUAGGUGACGUAAAACAGAAGGACUACAUGCCUGGUGUCUACUGAGAAAGCUGAAUUUGCAAAUCAUUGUAAAUGAACAGCUUUUCCAUGCAACUGUCUGCCCAAAA